AUGUCCGCAACAACCACGACUUCAGGUAAGUCUACUUUCGGAGUGGAAUUGGAGUUCCUCGCUGUCGUCGACGACAAUUGGCACUGCGCACCUCACCAAGCCAUCCAUGAGGUCCUUCGAGAACCGGUCUCGGUCCCAUGCCCUUUCAACUGCGAGGAGGGUGAACACAUCCUUCGACUGCCCAUCGAUGAUCGACCACCCUCAUUCUGGGAGUUCAAUCAGAACAAGAAUCCUUAUAACACUUGGGUGGUAGGUCGUGAUUGUUCCGUCAAACUCAAUGCUGACGAGAGACAGUUGCUGCCAGAUAGCCAUCUGAUUAGUGAUAUCGAAAUACCCUCUCGCAUCCUCGACUUCAAAAACCCUAGUCCUUGUCCACACGGUCAAGCCUACCCUUGCAAUGGCGCACCCGUUAUGUGGGCAUGGCAAAAUGAGAUCUCGAGCAUCAUCGACACUCUCAAACAAAAAUGCAACAGACCUGGUUGGAGAGUCUUUGUCAACGGAACUUGUGGUCUGCACGUCCAUAUCGGUCGUGAAAAGUUUGGAUUCAACCUCGAUACCACCAAAAACGUCAUGGCCAUGUUUACUGCUUUUGAGCGUUGCUUCGAUGCCAUACUCCCCGUCGAUCGCAUUUGUGGCUAUGAAAAUGACCACGCUCCUCUUCCUUCUCUGCAGCUGACUCCUUCUGCCAGAUCCUCAACUGUCCCCUGGACCGAGUCUCCUGGGAUCAAAUAUUCACUGCCUCACUCGGCCCGCCAAUACGAGCAUCUCGGUCACGAUCUGAUGAAUACUUAUGAAUCAGCCGACUUUCUCACCUGGAACACUUUGGUCAGGAACCCCAAUAUCCCCUACUGGCUGCACCUGCUCUACAACACUGAAUCGAUCAUGGCGCUCGGUGAGUACAGUACUUCUCACAUCUCAUGGGUCAAUCUCCAGCAUAUGGUCUACCGAGACAGCAAACCAACCAUCGAAAUCCGCUUGCACCCAGGAAGUCUGGAAGCCGAUGAGAUAAUUUCUUGGAUAGAUUUCCUCUGCAAUCUCUUCUUCUAUGCUGAAUCCACCCCUACAGACUCUGUUUCCGCGACUCUGAAUGCAAACUAUGCUAAUCCCGACUACACCAUCCUCGAUAUCUGCAGACUGGUCAACGCAUCUCCAGCUACUAUCGCUCACUACACUUCCUUCCUCUCAGGAACCUACCACACCACCUUCGCCUCCAACACUCUCUCUUCCCAACCCCCCGACGUCGUAACCCCCCUCCACACCUCUGUCCUCAGCACCUGCAGCAACCAACAUUCUCUUCCCGCCAUCUCUUCUCGUAUCCUCUCAAAACUAAUCUCAGGCCGCUACGGCCAAUUCCCUACUUCCUUCCUCAACAGUGUUUUGCCCGCUAAUGUGACCGCUGGUGCGAAUGCAGAUGCAUGGUGGUUGAAUGAUAUAAUGGACGCACAGGGUCAGGAAAGCUGGGAUCAAGAGUGUCAUAGAGCGGUGUCUAGGGCUGUCGCUAGAAAGAAUGGUGUACCUGGACAUGAGUUGGACAAUAUCUUUUGA
Molecule: messenger RNA, 1545 nt
Organism: Aureobasidium namibiae CBS 147.97
Lineage: Eukaryota; Fungi; Ascomycota; Dothideomycetes; Dothideales; Saccotheciaceae
Exons: 1
Coding region: 1-1545 (514 amino acids)
Source: RefSeq, a predicted model, not a curated record